Molecule: messenger RNA, 2611 nt
Organism: Rhopalosiphum maidis (corn leaf aphid)
Lineage: Eukaryota; Metazoa; Arthropoda; Insecta; Hemiptera; Aphididae
Gene: Golgin97
Product: putative leucine-rich repeat-containing protein DDB_G0290503
Exons: 18
Coding region: 280-2544 (754 amino acids)
Source: RefSeq, a predicted model, not a curated record
CUUAAAAUAAAUGUUAUCGUUUUUCAAGAAAUUACAUGUUACAACUUACUACUUAGUGCUUACUGCUUACAAAGUACCUACUGAAAAAAAAAUAUUAGUCAAUGAGCUAUGAUGGAAUGAAUGAUGAUGAAAGCCUUUAAAAGAGAUCAAUUGGUCUUUGAAUUAAAGUUUCUUGAUAGUACCUAUAUGCAAUAGUAUUGGUCUAGUGUUUCAUUGAAAACCUUUUUUUGGAUAUUAAUUGAUUGGCCCCAGCCAUAUUUUAACUGAAAUUAUUUCAAAAUGAAUGAACAAGAUCAAAAUGCUAAUAUGAUAAAUAUUUGUAAAGAAUUUGAUAAAACUAGUAGUUCGUCAAAUAACACAACUUUUCAUAGUUUUAAUAACAUGAACAAUAGUCAAUCAGUCUUAGAAAAUGACUUUAAUCGAAAUCUCAGUGAUCCUGUAAAAUACUUUGAUUUGCAACGCAUGAUCAUAGAUCAAAAAAAUGUAACCAUGUCUUUAAAAAUGUCCGAAUAUGAAAAAGCAUUAAGUGAAAGGGAUGACACCAUUCAAUCCUUGCAUACAAAUAUGAUGAAUUCUCAAAAUAACAACUAUGUUCUGAAUAAUCAGUGUAAAAAUAUAAUGGAAAAGACAAAAUCAGUAAAUGAUACAUGUAUCCGCCUUAAUGCAAGUUUCACAAAUAUUUGUGAACGUUUAAACAGACUUGGCGACACAAUAGAUAAUGCAAGAUCCAGACAAAAAGAUGUCAUGACAAUGGUAGAUCAAACUACUACUACAUUUCAAGAAAAAAUUUUGAGUAUUUCAGAUACUGUUGAUGAGUCAUUAAAGCAAGUGACAUUGGAAAAGAUAAGAACAAAACAAGAUUUGGAAAUGUUGGAAAAUAAGUAUUCUUUAGAUAUAGUUACUUUUAAAACAAAUUUACAAGAACGUACUAAUGAAAUAGAAUGCUUAAAAAAAGAAAAUCAUUUUUUGUCUGAAAAACUGAAUGAUGCAAACAUAAAAUUAAAUGAAGAAAAAGAAAUAGUAUUUAAUCUUAAUCAAAAUUUUGAAACCAAAUUUGGAGAGAUGAAAGAUGAAAAUGUACAGCUUAUAAAUCAAAAUAAAUCUAUAAAUGAAAAAUAUAAUGAAAUAAGUAAUAAAAAUCAAACUUUGUUGGAUGAACUUGAUUUACUGAGAACUUCACUAAAUGAAAACAGAAAACAGCUAGAUAUGCAAUUAAAUACAAUCAAAGAGCAAUCAGAAUUGUGUGAUAAUCUAAAAAUACUUGAGGAAUUAAAUGAAAAAUUAAAAAAAGAUAAUUAUACAUUAAAAGAACAGAAUGAAUAUCUUGAACAAAUAAAUACAAAUUUGGUAGAGGAUAAUAGUAAUAUUAAAUUGUGUCACCGUGGAAUUCAAGAAAAAACAGAAAAGAAAUUUAAAGAUAUGUGUGAAAAUUAUGACAAUUUACUGAAACUGCAAGAAGAAAGAUAUUUAGAUAUAACUGAAAAGUUGGUAUUACAAAAAGAAAAAGAGAAUAAAAAUCAAAUUGAAGUAAUUGAAUUAAAACAAGAAAUUGAAACGUCUAAUAAAACAAUAACUGGCUUACAAGAAGAAUUACAAGCUAAUUAUGUGUUGAUACCUGAAUUACAAAAUAAAAUUGAUGAUUUAAACACAAAUUUAGUUAAUAGUUAUCAAGCACUUAGAGACUCUACUAAAAACCUAAUUACAGAAAAAAAUGAACUGGAAAAAGAAAAAAAUGAACUAGAAAAUCAAAGCAAAGAACAUUUUGGUCAAAUUGAAAAACUAACUGCUAAUUAUAUGAAGUAUAAAUCAAAAGCCAAACAGUUAUAUGUAGAAGUUAUGCGACUUAAAUAUCAAUGUUCUCGAUCAGAACAAAAAAAAAAAAUUCAACAACUUCCGGCAUUAGAUACUAUUGAGAUAUUAAGUGAUGAAGAUAAUAAUAAUGAUGACGUGAGUAUAGUUGAAUUCAAUGACCAGGAUGUAUCGAACAUGAAUGUUAGUUCUACUUCAAGCAAACCUUUUCUGAAAUCUAACUUGUCAAGUUUAAAAAGAAAUUGUUCACCUGUAAAUUAUACUGGUAAUUCUAAAGUGAAAAAAUAUACAACAUCUAUUGAUGUUGCUGCCUCACAUAUAUCAACCAAUAUUUCAUCAAAUGUCUUAAAAGAAAUAAAUAAUGCAAAACAAAUUGAAAAUUCAUUAAAUUCAUCAUUCAAGAGUAUUAGUUUGAUACCCUUAGACAAAAACGCCAAUAAAAUAAAGAAUAAAGUUGAGUACAACAAAGAUAUAAAUUAUGAUAUUGAUUAUAAUUCAACUAUGAGUUCUCAACAAAUUAAAAGUAAUGUAAAUAAUGAAAAUAAUAAAAGUCAAAUAAAAUCAACCUCAAAUAUAAAUUUGAAUCCUACCACCAAAAAGAAAUUUAAAAUACCCGCUGAUAUUAAGAAAAAAACUAAAUCAACAAAUAUACAAAAGACUGCCUGGACUAAACCAAAUUCACCUGUUAUUAUGACUGCACCUUCUCCUAAACUUCAACCUAAAUUUAAUAAAUAAUUAAAAAAAUUUUGAAAAUUGUCAUAUAAGAAAAUUUCAAAAACAACCAGAAGAUUGCAUUUAUUUU